This is a messenger RNA of Exophiala viscosa, 1300 nucleotides long. RefSeq lists its product as uncharacterized. The coding region runs from base 94 to 969 and encodes 291 amino acids. The record is from RefSeq and is a predicted model, not a curated record. NCBI's taxonomy places the organism in Eukaryota, Fungi, Ascomycota, Eurotiomycetes, Chaetothyriales, Herpotrichiellaceae. The transcript is spliced from 3 exons.
CCCAAUCCCUACCAGAAUGCGGUGUAAGUGAAAUCGAUCUGAACACAAAUCACAUCAUACUGACAAUACUGCAAGCAAACUUGCUUCAACAACAUGCUUGGACAAGGCUCAAACCUGGGCUGCGCUAAUGUCAACGGUGCACCUGAUGUCUCCUGCCUGUGCAAUAAUGCCAACUUUGGCUACGGUCUUCGUGACUGUUCAGUUGAAUCUUGCCCAGCCGGUACCGACAUUGCUGCUAUCGCCCAGUAUGGCUCCAACUACUGUGCCUCUUAUGCUUCUGUCACCCCUGCCUCUGCUGCGAGCACCCUCUCUGCCGUUUCUGCUCUGACCGGUAGUGGAAGCGCAACUGGUGCCGUCGGCAGUGCGACUGGCGUGACUGGUAUCGUCCCUAGUGCGACUGCUUCUGGCGCCGCUGGCACAGCUUCCAUCUCCGGUGCCAGCUCUGGUUCAGACACUGCUACCGCAGGAAGUGCAAGUGGCUCAAGUGGUUCUCAAACUCCAGUGUCGACUGAGACUUCAUUCUCCACCAUCACCACUGGUGGAAGCACAAUCACAAGCGCAGUCGGUACUUCCACCAUCUUGGGCGGAGUCGCAGGUGCAGGAGGUUCUGCUAGCUCUGGUGCCUCGAGCGCUGCCUCCGCUGCGUCAUCCGGUGCAUCCUCUGCUGCUUCUGGCGCAAGUGCUUCGGCUUCGUCUGUUGGCUCAUCCCUCUCCUCCGAGGCCGCUUCUGCUUCCUCUGCUGCGUCCAGCGCAGGUGCUUCGGCCUCCAAAUCCGCAGCCUCCGUCGCAAGUUCGGUUUCCUCGCAUGCAGCCAGUGCCACCAGCGCUGCCGGCUCUGCAGCCUCAUCUGGAGGAUCCGCUGCGUCGUCUGCUGCCACCUCUGCUGCCAAGAACGCUGCACCUAUGAUGACCGCCGCUGCCAACGGCCUUGCUGGUAUGGCCGGUCUGGCAGCUAUCAUGUUGCUAUGAAGGACACCUACCUAAACGAAACAUGAGACUUCGAGAGCGCCUCGUCGACUUUUCGAAUUUGUUUGCUAAGAUCGUUGUUGAUACCCACUUUCACAAAGCACUGCUAUGCAUGGCGGCCUCCAGGAGGCAAACGGAGAAUCGGCGAACGGGACACGGUUGGCUCAUUCUCGAUCAUUGCAAGGUGCAGGUGCUAUUGAUGCUGUAACGGAUUUUACGGAUUACCCGAACCAUACCACUAGCGAGCGCAUAGAGCUUUUGCUGUAAUAGGCCUAAGAAGGGCUGGUACCUUAAUACGCAAGAAUUGAUUGCAGAAUUAAUGUCGUUGCUUUUA